Messenger RNA from Athalia rosae (coleseed sawfly), 3594 nucleotides. It is a transcript of the gene mip130, whose product is annotated as protein lin-9 homolog. The record is from RefSeq and is a predicted model, not a curated record. Lineage: Eukaryota; Metazoa; Arthropoda; Insecta; Hymenoptera; Athaliidae. The transcript is spliced from 7 exons. Bases 300 to 2225 code for a protein of 641 amino acids. Gene Ontology annotation, biological process: DNA-templated transcription; regulation of transcription by RNA polymerase II; regulation of cell cycle. Gene Ontology annotation, cellular component: nucleoplasm; transcription repressor complex. Gene Ontology annotation, molecular function: DNA binding.
UUCUGUUGAAAACGCAUUAUUGCAGACUUAGCUGGCUUCACGAUAGUAUAUGGUUUUCGUUGAUUUAGCAAAAAACGAGUAUACGGUUAACGUUUGAAAUGGGAACAGCAACUAUGGGUUCAAAAUUUCAAAAAUGACCAAUGCAGAAUUCAAGCGGGAUGACUAGCUUACUCAAGAAUAAAUUUCGAUUUCCUGGCUGAUCGUUGGAGUUCUAAAUCGUUAGCUUUACAUAUUGUACUUGACACUGUCCUAUAAUAAAUUCGACACUUUAUUCAGUGAAACACUUGUAGGUCGAUGCUAUGUUUACACAUGUUGGUCGUAGUGAUUGGUUAUGUCUAGUUGAAAGCGUUCAUAGACGUACAAAUCGUAGAGAUGAAUCAGCGGAGACUUUGCUCUCAAUCAAAAAUGGCGGGUACCCAUUGGUCGAUGAGAUCAAGAAAGAAAAUCUCGACGAUGAAUUGAUGGAUAUAGAUGAUAACUCACACUGGAAUAAUUCUAUGGAUGAUUCAAAUAUGGAUGCUGAAGAUUCCGAACCAAUGCCGGAGCUCGGACCUGCCGCUCUAGGCCUACAAAGAGUUGGUACGCAACCACCACCCAAGCCAAAUCCACCAACACAGCCAAUUCAAGUAUUGAAUCGCAGAGGGAUGCCUGCAAGAAUUAGGAAAAAGAAUAAACUCUUUUAUGAUGACAUUCUUGUCAACCACCCACAUCACAGAAUAAAGAAAGAUCCUAGUUUGGAAUCGAAACAUUCUCCAAAGAGAGUGCCUAAGCCAUCCCCUGUCAAAAAGCAACCCAGAUAUCUCAAUGAUUCUAAGAGGAGUAGCGGUACUCCUUCGCAGCCAUCAACACCAGUGACUACACCCAUUAAACAAGAGAAGGAACCAGAAAGACCGCCUCAGCUAGCAUCUCCAGAUAAGAAAAUUGGACAGAAGAUUGGCAUGAGACUGAGAAAUCUUUUGAAAUUACCCAAAGCACAUAAAUGGGUCUGUUAUGAAUGGUUCUACAGUAAUAUUGACAAAACGCUCUUCGAUGGUGAUAACGACUUCAUGAUAUGUUUGAAGGAGUCAUUUCCACAGUUAAAAACGCGAAAGUUAACUCGCGUCGAAUGGUGUAAGAUUCGUAGAAUGAUGGGAAAGCCACGACGGUGUUCUCCAUCUUUCUUCGAUGAAGAGAGGCGAGAGCUAGAACGAAAAAGACAGAAAAUCAGAAUGCUGCAGCAACGUAAAACAGCAGAUAUUAGUAGUUUCAAAGAUAUACCUGCAGAAAUUCCCUUGCAGCUAGUGAUAGGCACAAAGGUUACCGCUAGGCUGAGAAAACCACAAGAUGGUCUUUUUACUGGAAGCAUAGACGCGGUAGAUACCAGCAACAACACCUACAGAAUCACCUUUGAAAGAACUGGUCUCGGGACUCAUAGCGUGCCUGACUACGAAGUUCUGUCCAACGAUCCACCAGAAACAAUCAGUGUUGCUUCAUUUGCGCAAAAGUUCAGACCUCGCCAAGUACAAUAUGUGCCCUCACCGCCAUAUGCGAUGAAGUUAAUGUCACCAAAAUUGAAUAAUGACCCAUUAAUAUCGAAUGCUUCGGUAUCACUUCCAAAGAAACCCCAUAUUGGAGGAACGAUGAAUGGCUAUCCCCUGAAACUGCUUGAACUUAUGGUCAAUGUUGACAAAAUAUUAGCAGCUAAGAAAAUAAAGAUAAAGAAAUUGAAAGAGAUGAAUGGAGAAGCGGAACGAAGAAGAUCUUAUGGUGAACCUUUGCCAGCUGAUUUUGAAAGAAGAUACGCAGGGAUAGUCGUGGAACUUGAAAAAAUGAAUGUAGCGCUACAGGACUUUUUGAACGAUGUACAAGAACUGUGUCAGGAAAUGGCUCCGGAACCUAGUGUAGCCGCAAUGUUAGCCCCGUCUCACUUACGAGAAAAAUGUCGUCAAGAAGCAGCAGAUAUGGUUAAUAGAAAUGAUGUAAUGAAUGAUCGUGCACCCGCAAAAAUGAGCCAGCUUGUCACAGAUCUCACCGCUCUUAUGCUUCAAGUGAAGAGCCUAUCCGACUCUGAUCGGAAUGCCUAUGAACUGAAAGUACUCCAAGGAACUAUGGAACAGAUCCGAUCAAAACUGAGUCCUCAAAAUCAACAGGUAUUUCAAAACUGUGUCGAAAUCCAUAUGCAGCACAUUCAACUCGGCUUGGGACAAAUAGGCGCUCUGACUCCAUUCAUGGCUCAAAAAGUUUAGUGUUAGUUUUAUUCAAUCAACGUACUUCAAAUGAAUAGCAGAAGAAAAAUUAUUACAUUGCCGCAUGCAAGUGCGUUUUAAAUGUUAUUCAAAGAAAAUUUUCGCAGUAGAUAACUGCGGAUUAAAUCAUGCUUCCUCAAUUCGUUGUACGCAACACAACCCUGAGUUUGAAUUGUUUCGGACAUGACCCUAUGGAAUAUACCUUAUGGUUAAAAAAAAAAGCCAUUGCCUUGGACAUGUCCGAUAAUUUGACAUUGGUUACUGAUUUUUCGCGGCGUUGAUCUUUCAAUCAUAUAUACUAACACGCUAUACAUACACUUUGUCUACAUGCGUACAAUCAUUCGAAGAUGUAUGUUUUGUUUCAUCAAAUAUAUAGGGGAAUGUAUACUUUUAUCUCUGUAAUGACGGAAUUUAAAUCAAGUAAACCGAUUCGAACUAACGCGGAAUAGUCCUUAAUGCAAUUGUGUUGCGAUCACUUACAUUGGGUCAUCUCCAAAGAUUUUUCUUCAGUUAUUUACAUUGAACGCGAAUAAUUUUUUUGGUAAUUUAGUUGUUGACCUGCCACUAGCAUAAUCAUAAAUGAAGUCUAGACUGUAAACAUGUCUUGUUUUGUCUUCUUUGCUAAGGAUUUUUCAUAUUCAUUCAUAAAUUUUUGCACAAUCGUUAACAGUUAAUUGCACAAUUACUAAGCAAGUUACAAAUAAUGUAUGCGGUUACAAAUGCAAAUACCUACCGCAUAAUUAGCUAUAAAUUAUAACUGUAUAACAUUAGAUUAUAAGGAAAACGAAUUAUCAUAUGAAAUGUAAUUAGAAAGUUGAGUUGAAUACUUUAGAUUGAAAAAUAUUAAAUAAUUAUUAUAUAUAUAUAUAUAUAUUCAUACUCUCAUAAACGAUUGCAGAUUGAUAUUUUAACAGAACAAAAUGCAAAUUGUAGAAAACGAUCAUUACCGGUCGGCUGUAUUGCAUUACUAUAAAGUCUAUUUAAAAUACUAAAGGAAAAUAAUGUGACACAGUUUCAUCAAUUGCGAUACAGAUUCCCAAAUUUCUUUGUGUACUCUAAAUGAAUAUAUUUCUUAUUAUCAUAAAACUAUUGAAUUUGAAAUCCAAAUAUUGUUGGUAAUCAAGGAGAAGAAAAAAUCAAUUCGAUAUAGUUACAUUUAGCAACAUGAUGUGGAUGCUUUAUUAUUUAUGUACAGUUAGUUGUGAAACCCUGAUAACUUAUCAGACAGCGUACCUUUUUUUUUUGUUUCUAAUAUUGUUUCAUGGAAAUUAUAUGCUCGUUUCCAUACAUUUAGUCUGGUACAAGUAUAAAAUCAAAUUCUUCAACAAAUGAAUAAAAAUAACUAAACAACACCGACACUCACUAAAAA